GAAGGUGUCUGUGAUUUUUUUUUGUUUUUAUGUGCACGUCCAAACUUUUUGUAGUGUGUGUCCACCGGCAGUGGUUGUGUAUGUGUUACUAUGAGUGAGAGGCGAUCUCGACCGCGACCGCGCAGGCGCAACGAUUUGCACGACAAGCAACAGGAUUUACUAUUUGCUUGGAGUGACGAGCUGUGCAAUAGCGAGGAGGUGCCUGAGGUAGAAAUUGUCAGCCUUCUUCAAGAGCAUAUUCCAAAGUAUCGACUGAGAGCCGACAGUCUCACACAAUUUGGAGGUUACGAAAAUCAAGAUUGGUUCAUACCAUCGCCGGCGCUGCCAGUCAGCCCGGAAGACCUCGCACUUACGCCUGACCAGAUCAGGGAGACGCUCAAUUAUUUUCUUCUAUGCAGCAACAGGGUGAGCCAAAUGACAAAAACCUACAAUGACAUUGAAGCGGUAACACGGCUCCUAGAAGAAAAAGAGAAAGAUUUAGAGCUGACGGCGCGUAUCGGCAAAGAGCUGCUGGCGGCCAACGGUCGGCUCGAAGCUCGCGUGACCGCGCUCGAAGGAGAGUUGCGAGGAGCUCGCGACCACAUCACCCAGCUGCGGCACGAGAUUAGCGCUAAGAGCGAUCUACUACAGAUUUUAACAAAUGACACAGAGGAAAACUCACCUACAGAGGAUCAAGAAGCGGCGACGGCGGCCCUGCUGAAGCGCCGCACUGGCGCGCUGGAGCGAGAGAACCGCUCGCUCAGGGAGGAGGCCGCGCGCCUCGCCGCCGGCGCCGACUCCGCCGAGCUGGCCGAGCGGCAGCUGCUCAGGGAUAUCGCCGCGCAGCUCUCGAGUGCAAACUCUGAGACGACUGUGCUGAGCUCAGAGUUAGCUGAGGAGCGACAACGCUCGGCCGACCUUCAGCAGCAGCUCGACAGCACCAACGCUAGGCUCGCUGUCAAUGAGAGAAACUUGCAGCAGCUAACCGCCGAACACGAACAUUCGCUUCGAAUUUUAGAAAUAACAAGAGAUAACCAAAAUGCUCUGGCCUCAGAAUUGGCAGACACAAAGGAGCGGUACGCGGAGGUGUCGGCGCUGCUGGCGGAGGCGCAGGAGCAGCUGCGGGCGGCGCGGCGGCGCGGCGAGGCCACGCGCGGCCUCAUGCCGUCCGUGGCGGCCGCGGCCGGCCUGCUGCCCGCCAGCCUGCACCGCGAGAUGCACUCCUCCGUCUACUCCGAGCUCAGUCUCGACUCGGGCAUCGGGGAUCCUCUCGCGCAAACCAGCAUGCAGAAGGUGUUUGAGACGGUGCAGUGCGCCUCUCGUUGGUCAGGUGCCUCUUUAUCCGGCUCCGACGCGGAGACGCAAUCCGCCUACAAACCACCCAACAAACCGACGUUCUCGGACUCAUUCUUCGAAGAUACGUCCGACGCUGAAUCGGAAGAUUUGUACCCCGGCAACACGGGGGUGGGCGUGCCGGGCGCGCCCGGGGCGGCGGAGCUAGCGGCCGCGCUGCGCCGCCUCACGCCGCAGGAGAUCAACUCCAGGCGCGCCUCGCUCGCCGCCUCACAUCUACUGCGGCAGCGGAGGCGGAAUGAUAGAGACUUAAGUGAAGAGAGUGCAGUAUGGGGCGCGGGUGCCGCAGGCGGUAUGGCGCGCUUCAGGACACCACACAAGCUUCAAAUUGUUAAACCAAUGGAAGGUUCUCUCACGCUGCAUACUUGGGCUCAGCUAGCUAAGCCAACCAUGUCAGGUUUACUAGAAGAACAAGAAGGUGUUGGAGUGAGAGGGUCAAGAUCAGCACAAGCACUCGGUAUGAGAAUAUACAGGUUGUCAGACGUCGAAGAGGAUGACGAUAUGCCUAGAUUGCCGCAUUCCAGUCACAUAUAUACAUUUACUAACAGUACGGUCUUACAUCCAAACGAUGGCAGCCUCAUAGGUAGCAACGUGAGCAGCGUUUGCAACAGCGCUAUGAGCAGCCUGUCCAGCAGCGUGCUCGGCAGCGCGUGGAGCUCACGCCUCACCUCUCGCCGCUCCUCCGCCGCAGUGUCGCCCGUGCUCUCCCGACGUGAAUCAUUCUGUACACCACCUUCCCGUCCGCACUUCACUCCCACUGCCACGCCCGCUAACAGUCCUCUCCUCGGUUCGCCAGACUCCUCUCCCCCUCCGACGCCUCGACCCGGUGACCCCCCACCUUCUCUCCAUGCGCUGAUUGCGAGCGGGACUUCGAUACUCCGACGGCGGUACUUAACGUCACCGGCUUCAGACGGCUCGCCGGCGCCUCUGGCUCUCCAGACUCCUGGAUCUCUCUACACCGGUUUAGUCCAUCGCAGUCCAAUGGAACAGUUAACGUGCCUCAAGCGGACUCUUAGAUCGCCGGCAGCGGCGCCGCCAGAUCGAUGUGACGCAGCAUAUUUACCACUAGGUGUACCGGCACAUCCGGGAGAAGGUGCAUUGGACGCCGCCACAUCCGCGGGAUGCGCGGGCGGCGCCAGUGUGAGCGGCAGGCGGGCGCGAGUGCGGGCACCGCGCCCUCGCACUGACUUGGGAACGGUGGGAGUGACGCCAACGACCUGUCCGCCCACGCAAUCGACUCCUUUAGGCACCCUCAGUACCUUUCUUUUUGGACGAAAGGGUGGUUUGCUGUGAGAGUGCUGAACAGCUCCUUCCGGCUGGUAUCAGAGGUGCUACUGCGAAGCGACGCGAUAGUCGCUCGGACGCAGCUCAUUAAACCGAACCGCGGGUCGCGGAUCGAGCCGCGUUAUCUGAAGUGAUAAUAUCGUUUGUUUUCGGUGCGCAGUCUUAUUUUAUCGAUUUCGGUACUUGUGAUUUAGAUGUAGAGAAACGAUUUUUUAAGGUUACUGUGUGAUGUACCUUUUAUAGAUUUAGUUAUAAGCGCCCAAUUAUCAUCGAUGCUAAUGAUAAUAUUUUAUGUUUUGAAAGAUUUAUGUUUGUGAGUCUGUGUUUUUAAAUCAUUUUGACGUUGUUCGUUUCGUAAUCACUUUUGUUUUUAGGAAAUUGUUUUUGCAUUUAUAUGGCUGACUUACUAUGAAUCUGAAUUGAUCUUUAUUAAAAAAUAACAAACUUAUGCUCACUAUAAAGGUGUCAUUAUCAUAGCAUCUUGAAAUCUCUCUUAACACAUUCCUUUUGAAAAAACAUAGUAUUAAUUUAAAGUGUUUAGAUGCGGGGAGAGAAAUAACGAGGACCAACGAGUCGCAAUUUGUAACCACGAAAAAAAGAUACGUGUUAAAACAACAUAUUCGAUAGCCAUAUUUAAUAAUGAAACAUCACUCUUAAUAUAAAUAUAUAUUUUUAUUAAUAAUUGAGCAACUAUUAACGGAUGACUUGAUUGAAAAUAUAUUAUUAUCGAUCUUUUUUUUUGUGAUUGUUUGGUUAUUAAUCGUAUUUGAAUUUAAAUAUCAUUGACAUUUUGAUUAAAUAAUUAUCACUGUAUUUCCUAUAGAAUACGAUUCAUGUAUUAUUGUAAAUAAUUAUAUUUCCAUUAAUUUAGAAGAGUACAAAUUACUUAUGUUUGUAUAAAUAAAAAAUAGCAAUAAUAAUAAAAAUAAUAGAAUUUUUGUUAAAUUAGUAACUGAAAACUAAUAAUUAUACAAUUAAAUCAAUGUCAC
Molecule: messenger RNA, 3605 nt
Organism: Vanessa atalanta (red admiral)
Lineage: Eukaryota; Metazoa; Arthropoda; Insecta; Lepidoptera; Nymphalidae
Gene: milt
Product: trafficking kinesin-binding protein milt
Exons: 14
Coding region: 91-2625 (844 amino acids)
Source: RefSeq, a predicted model, not a curated record